Molecule: messenger RNA, 687 nt
Organism: Cordyceps militaris CM01
Lineage: Eukaryota; Fungi; Ascomycota; Sordariomycetes; Hypocreales; Cordycipitaceae
Product: beta-xylosidase
Exons: 1
Coding region: 1-687 (228 amino acids)
Source: RefSeq, a predicted model, not a curated record
AUGAUGCGCCGUGAAUGCAACGCGCAGCAUUCUGCGUCCUCUACCACUCCCACCUCCACAACAUCCUCUUCUGCCUCGUCAACACCAACGACGACAACCACAUCCGCCUCCACAACCUCUUCCGCCGCCUCCUCGUCGCCCAUCCACCUCCGCCGCAGCCGCCGCCGUACAUCCUGUCGCCAUGCCUCACACACGAUGCCCACCUCGAUGCGUCGGCCCUGCGGUGCUCACGCCGUCAAGACGAGUACGCUGCUCGCCCGCAAUCCCGCCCUCGCCCACAAGCUGCGCCAGAUGGCCCUGCCGCUGAGCCCUCUCGUCCAGCUCACCACCGGCGCCGUCCACCCCGACUUUCCUGCCAACGUCCUCCAGUUUUGGCUCCUCACGGACUCCCAGCUCGAGGCCCUCGCCACCUUCUACCACCAGGCCACCCCCACGGGCACCCGUCCCUCGCCCUGGGCCGCCCAAUACCCCUGCCCCGUCCGCUGGCAGUCCGAGGCGCCCCUCGAGUGCAAGCGUCGCCGUAUGGGCCGCUUCAUCGGCCUUCGCGGCUGCGAGACUCCCGUCGAGUGCUUUCCGCCCGUCAUCAAGACGGAAGACGAGAUUGCCCGCGAGGCGAGGCUGGCCCGUCUGGCCGCUGACGAAGAGGCCUUGAGGAGAAAGACGGCCCCCGGUCCUUGGGGGCGAUGA